Messenger RNA from Sinocyclocheilus anshuiensis, 5540 nucleotides. Its product is annotated as nuclear fragile X mental retardation-interacting protein 2-like. Lineage: Eukaryota; Metazoa; Chordata; Actinopteri; Cypriniformes; Cyprinidae. Gene Ontology annotation, cellular component: cytoplasmic stress granule; nucleoplasm. Bases 151 to 2046 code for a protein of 631 amino acids. Gene Ontology annotation, molecular function: RNA binding. The transcript is spliced from 5 exons. The record is from RefSeq and is a predicted model, not a curated record.
UUGCAUGAGUUUACGUGACAGCUUCCUGUGACCGCCCGUCUCUCUCUGGCACCCCCAAACGCAGGCGGUGAUUGGGCAGUGCAAAUGUCUCAACUCCCCUCGUCCACCGAGCACCGGUUGAGCACAUUCUGUCACUUGCGCUAGCGUUAAAUGGAGGAACGUCCCUGCGAAGGGGCAACCGGAGUAUAUAUCAGUCAUGGAGCAGAGAACGGCCCUGAUCGAUCGAACAUAUCGGUAAACAAUGAUCAGAACCACAGUAAGUUCCAGAACGAGAAAACGCAGACGAAGAAAACAGAAAAUGGCAAAAUAAAUGGAACUCUGAAGGCGGGAGAGGUGACUCCCACUUCCUUUAACCCAGACAGCUCCCUGCACCCUGCGAACAGCAAUGGCGACAGACACCUGCUAGACAUCAACUUGAAACAGAAGCCCACCCGACGGGCCUUUACCACUGACUCAACAGGGGACAGAAAAGGUAGAAACACUAGCAGAAACAGCAUGGACUUCAAAAAUGACAAGUCCUCAGAGUUGAACACACUUGAGGGCAAAAAAGAGGCUUUGGCUACUCUGAAUGGUGUGGUGUCGCUCAACUCUGUACCACUUGCCAAUGGUUACCCUAGCAAAACCGGAGCUGACAAUGAUGGCAGUGGCUCCGAGAGUGGAUACACUACUCCCAAGAAACGCCGGGCCCAGAGGAACGGCAAAGCCGCGGAUAAUGUGACUGCUUCUGUCCAGGGAAAAGCCAUGCAGCAGGGCGGCAAACAAGACCAAGGGCCUGUGGCACCGGACUCAGUCUCUGGCUCUCAGGUGGAGAGUGGCAGUGCCGGUUCAAAAGCCGAGCUGCACCUAAAAGCCAAGGAACCAACUGCCUCCGCCACCCCACCUCCUCUGCCGGUGGCUGAACUUCAGCGCAAGAACUCAGACAGCAAAGUGGCUGGCAAACGGUUUGAGGAUCGCUCCAGCAAGGUUAAGGUGGCUACCUCCACCAAAGAGGACUCCUGGACCUUGUUCAAGCCUCCGCCUGUCUUUCCUGUGGACAAUAGUAGCGCUAAGAUUGUGCCUAAGAUCAGUUAUGCAAGCAAAGUGAAGGAGAACCUCAAUAAGACUGCCCAAGCUAGCGGGGAGGCUCUCACUCCCCAGGUGCCUGGGAGACCGCCACAGGUCCCCAUGUCUGCGGUGAAAACCAUCACCUCGGCUAGCUUUACCAACGGUCCCCUGCCCGGCCCCCAUUUCAGUGCCAGUCCUCUGCAGGUGACCCCAGCUGUUGCCGCUGAGAUUGUAGCAUCUCCCCCUGGUAGCGGCACUUCGGCCAUUGGAAGUUCCACCACAACCUCUGUGGCUGAGCCCAGGAAGCCCAGUCUGUUCGUUUACCCCAUCACCCCCUCCAAUAUGCAACUCUCACUCCCUAGCGGCCGCCAAGCCGAUCCCCCUGCUGCUCCGACAAAUCAGAAGUCUCUGGGGGACAUUUUUCAGAAUCAGUGGGGCUUGUCCUUUAUCAAUGACCCUAGCGCCGGACCAGAGGGCAUGGCGUGCCGCUCCAACGGAAAGGAGGUGCCAGUGGAGGUCAGCUUUCAGGGAGGCUGUCCUGCUACAGUGGCCACUCAGACUUCCAGUACCUCUCAGAGUCCGGAUCAACCACCCUUUCCCAAGGCUCACGAGCCAGAAAAACGGACUAAUGCUCAGAAUUUGAGUCGAGGAGUGAGUGGUGGUGCCACAGCGGCAAGCGGGGCCAUACCCGAGACCUCUGUACUCAGCCUGGAUGCCCAGAGAGAUGAGACGGGGAUUCAUGGUGCAAUAGUGUUUUGUUCUUCCUAUAAGGACAUUUGUGCCGAGCUGCCUCCCACCUCGCCAGCUGCCCCUAAGGUGGCUUCGGCCCAGGACCAGGGCCAUACUAAGGGCUUUGACAGGAGGUCUAGUUGGGGGUCGUUUGAUCUAAAAGCUGCUGUAAUUUAUCACACUAAAGAAAUGGAAUAUAUUUUGAAUUUGCAAAAACAAGAUCCAAAUCGAGUAGUCCUCUACAGUGAGUCAUGGGACGGACCUGCUCAGUGAAGCUGUGUCUGGACACUAUAUCUCAGAUGAACUGCAAAAAGAUGUGCUUGAGGAACAUGUCUGCUGCCUCUAAACAUCCUGAAUCAGAACUAAUCCAAUCUUAAGAUGGUUUAGAAAGGACCUUGUUACCCGUCAGCAGUCAAGUCUGAGCACAGAGGAACAGAGUGCGCUUGAGAAAAUGGGUUAGCUGGUUUUUGAAUAUUAGAAUGGAAGAACGGGAGCUGUGGAACUCAACUCUAAUGCCUCUAGCGGAUAUGUUGCUAAAGACAAUUUCAAUGACUUUGGGGACAUAACUCACACGUCAAACACUCAUGAUAACCCUGUCAUGACAUUUGGUUGGGCGGAAGCUUCUCCUUUAAGUACUCACGGACCUAAAGUGAUCACCAUGUGUCCCUUCUUGAAUUCAAAUAAUCAAGUAGACUCGAAGUGGUCACAUUGAAUUCAUUUGGGCACAGAACCGAAGAGUGGCGCUCUACAGUGAAUUAAGAUACUGUGGCCAGAGGAACUACAUAGCUCUUUUUUUUGGAGAUUCGGGGGAAUCGAACUCCAUUUAUGUGUGGGAGGCAUUAGUUCAGGCCUUUGGGAUUAAAUAAUUGUCUUAAUUUAAUUUCUGGACAAGAGUAGGUCAGUCCUGUUAGUGACGCGUCUCCACUUCGUUUGUUUUUUUUGUAAUUUUUUUUUUUAUUCCUUUUCUUUUUCAUUGAAAUACUUAAAAACUCCAAGGGCAGGUUAUGAGGUACACUCGGAUUGGGAAACCGCACCCCCUGUAGUGUGCAUGUGCAGUAUGCUGCUCUGUGUGUCCUCUUUUGGAAGAGUUCAAAGUGCUAUUGUUCAAUAGUCUUAUUGUCGUCUCUUCACGCUUCUGUCACCUGACAGCCAUUCAAGUCUCUUGCUCGUUGUGUGCGUGUGUAAACGGAGGGCAGAGAUCAUGCUAUGUUCCUUUAUCUUGAGUGUUUUAUGUUUUUAAUUUUUAAGUAGCCGUUAGAACCCAGAACUAAUCAAUAAGAUGUGCCACACCACACAGUUGAUUUAGCUUCAAUGCUAAUAGGUACAUUACGGAGGUUUUAGUUCAUUUUGGUUUUGUUCUGUAGAGCUGCUCUUCGAAAUAGGGUUUUGUUUUUGCCCGGAAAGGCAGUAGCGACUACUUUUGCUUCAUUUGGGACUAGAUCACAAUUUAGAGGGAACCUAGAGAGCAGUCGCUGACGAACGAUCCGGACUUUUUAUUUCACUCAAGAGACUAGAAGCCCCUAGUUUUUUUUUUUUUAUUGAGCACCACAAUCACACUUUUAUGCUUUUUAUUUCUUGAAUGUUUCAUUUGUACCUGGUUUUCCAUGCUUAUUGGUUAAGCGCUUGAUAAAGUACAUAUGAGCUUCAUUGAUAGAACCGCCAUUGACAGGAAUUCUGCCGUUGUGUAAAUGUUUCUCUUUCUAAUGUCAGAAAGUGCAUUCUAAACUUAAAGGCUAUCCUGUUUUAUCAUUUCACAGAUUAAUUGAUUUAUACAUAAGAAUCAGUAGCACUUUAUGUAUUAUGUUCUUGAAUUGUGUUUCCUUAAACAUUGACAUAUCAGUACAUAUUUGAAAUUCUAGUAAUUAAUCAUAGGCUACUAACUUUAACCUCUGCCUAAGGACUGUCGGUCCACAAUCUCAAAAGAAAAUAUAUAUAUACAAAACAAAAUUUUAAAAAAAAAGGUGAAAAAAGAAAGAAAAGAAAAAAGACACUCAGGUAGAAUUAGGGCAGUGUUCUUCUAUCUAACAAAACAAAAAAAGGCACCAACAGUGUUAUUGCCAAAUAUGAAAAGAAUGUCCCAUGUUUGUACCAGCUGUUUUUUUUUAAUUGUAACUUUUUGAGGGAUUUCAUUUUUGACUGAAAGCCAAUGCUUGCAUCUUUAUAGGUAUCAUUUGGCAUCAAUGUUUUCUGUACAUGACAAUGAAACACUGCCAGGUGAAAAAAUGUAAGUACACAUGGAAGAUCUUAACCACACUAUAUCUGUAUGCCUUUCCUUUGCAAGAGUUUUUUUUUUCUUUCAUUUUUUAAAUGCAGCAUGUAAUGGUUUCCAAUGUAGGCAGUCUUCAGAAAACGUGGGAUGUUUCAUGAUUUUUUCUUAAUCUGUUUCUGUUCUUGAAGUACCCGAAGUCUGUUCGAUGUCUUGGUUCAAAAGACACUGCAAAAGCUGUCGAUGAAACAGAUGCAAGGUUGUUAAAUUCUGCUUCAUCUUUUCUAAUUCUGGUUCCACUUAAAAGCUUUGUGCAAGAUAGAGAAAUCCUGCGAUUGAUAAUUAGCUCAUUCCUUGGCUUUUUAGAUGCACAUCUCUUCAUUGCUUCACUUGAGUUUUAUUGUAGUUAUCUAAAUUUUGUCUUUAAACAACUCGCAUAGAGCUGCUUUUUUUUUUUGGAUAUCCAAGGUAUUUGUUUAAGGAGUUAUGAUGUAGGCAUCAUUUAUAGCCUUCUGUUUUUGCAUUGAGUUAAUUAUGAAAUACCUCUGUGAACACACAUUGUCCCGGUAUCCCUAUUUCCCCUUAAAGGGAUCGUUCACAUAAAAAUUAAAAUCCUGUCAUCAUUUACUCAACAUCAUGCCAUUCCAAACCUCUUUCUGUCCCAACAUAUAGUGAAUGUUUCGGACCCCACUGACUAUCACUGUAUAGACUAAAACCGUUUAAACCGGCUUGGAAUAACAUGAGGGUGAGUAAAUAAUGGCAGAAUUCAGAUUUUUAGGUUAACUGUCCCCUUAGCUCAGAUACGUCUUUGUAAACACUGUCAGCAGAAUGAACUGAACCUGGCCUUUGUUUCAAAAACCUCAACUCAAGGGGUCAAAUGCACAUAUAGAGGUUCUAUGCACAGAAUGCAAACAAAACGGAGUUUAUAUUUUGGGGGGGUUGCACAUUAGCUUCAUUUCCUCAUUUUAAAUAAGCACUUACUAACCCACAAAUGAUAUAAUUGCAAUAUAAAUUAUUUCCAUAAAUCGCUCCCCUUUAGUGUUUAGAGCAAUGAGAGCACGCACGGAUGGAGAGAGGUACAGAGAUACUUAAAUGGUGUGUUUGCGAAAUCUGUACCAAGAACAUGCAUAUUCAAAUUUCACGGUUUUCUUGAUGUAUGAAUGAUUCUUGUCCUAGCUGUCCUGACAACUCAACUGGUUUUUUGCGUGUGGGUGCAUAUGUGUGUUCGUGUGCAAGCAUGUGUAUUUGUCUUCAUUCAUACGCUCAAUUAUAUGCAAAGUUAAUAUUGCGAACUUUUCAAUUUCAGGGUGCCUGUGUUAAGCGAUAUAUUAAACGGAAUCACAUCAGAACAUGAAAAACUCUUGCUUUUCCUUUCCCCCUGUCCCUACACCCCCAUUUUCCACCCAACAAUCUUCAGUUGUGCCAUGUUUUGACUGUUAAAAGUUUGAAUUAAUAUUGCAUUUUAUGUUGCUCUCUCUGAAUUUCCUACAGUGGACAUGAAGAGGGGGUUACAUUUUGUCUCAAGAAUCUUUGUCACUGCUAAUAAACUUGUUGAAAAAGA